Dracunculus medinensis (Guinea worm) is the source of this 630-nucleotide messenger RNA. Lineage: Eukaryota; Metazoa; Nematoda; Chromadorea; Rhabditida; Dracunculidae. The record is from the annotation of a GenBank genome assembly.
AUGGAGAACGGCAUUGCGAAUAUCUUCGGUGUUAUUAUCGCUGGUCGGUUGAUUCAAGCGAAUUUCAUUCAAGCAAGUGAGCGAGAAUACGUUACCGAAGUGGAAGACGCUGGCUCAAUCAAUCAUAUCGUCGUUUUUUUAACCGGCAUAUUGCCCUUUCCUGAUGGGAGUGGAGGAUGUGUGUUUAUUCGUUGGCCACAGUUACAGUCGGAAACGAAUUGGCAUUAUCUUGGAAGCAUUUCAAAUGCAAAACCGAGUGCAAUUUUUCGUGUUGCUCAGUUGCAUAAAUUGGACGCUAUUCACGAAUCAGUUUUUACAUCAUUACCGUUAUCAACUAGCGCAAAUGGAAUUGCCCAAAUUGGUAUUAGUAUAGAACCACUUUCUGCAAUUGAUAGUAAAGUCCCUGCUGUUGGAAUAACACCUAGUCAACAACCACUGCACAUGGAAUUUCCUGAGAAAAUGCUGAAAAAUUUUGUAAAUUAUGUCACAUCUUUUGUUGUUACCAUUCCGAGACCAGAAAAUCCUAAUAGUGUUGUUGAAUUCAUUCCGGCAUCAACAAUUCAGAAUUGGUAUACAAAUUUUUAUAAUCGUUUAAAACAGAAUCCUGAUUUUUGGAGGAAUCUCGAAUAG